Molecule: messenger RNA, 1166 nt
Organism: Amblyraja radiata (thorny skate)
Lineage: Eukaryota; Metazoa; Chordata; Chondrichthyes; Rajiformes; Rajidae
Gene: mgll
Product: monoglyceride lipase
Exons: 8
Coding region: 193-1104 (303 amino acids)
Source: RefSeq, a predicted model, not a curated record
GGAGAGAAAGAGAGAGAGAGAGAGAGAGAGGGAGAGACGGAGCAUCAGGCACCGCCAGAGGCAGUCGAUGUGAUUAUCAGAGAGAAGGAAGUGUUAAAAAAAAAUCUUUAACAAGAUUACAGAGCGCAAUGUGAAGCGGACAGCGAGGGUUGGAGAGGCGUUCUGACAGCGAGGGCUUGCUGCCACCGUAAAAUGAUUCAGAAAAAGCAGGAGCGGCUGACUCCACAAGGCUUGUCGUAUAAGAACCUGGAGCACUUCGUCAACGUGGAUGGCGAGUACCUGUUCUGUAGAUACUGGGAGCCUUCAUCUCCCCCCAGGGCUCUGGUGAUGAUUGUACACGGUGCAGGAGAACAUAGCGGGUCUUAUAUGAACCUUGCCUCAAUGCUCGUCAACCAAUCCCUGUUUGUGUUCUCACACGAUCAUGUUGGCCACGGGCAGAGUGAAGGGCACCGUCUGAAUGUGUCCCACUUCCAAGUAUAUGUUCGUGACUGCCUGCAACACAUUGACAUGAUGAAGAUUCGUCACCCAGGCCUGAAGAUCUUCCUGUUGGCCCAUUCCAUGGGAGGACUGAUUGCAAUCUACCUCAUGCUCGACAGACCGCAGGAUAUUGCUGGAACGAUUCAUAUUGCACCGUUGGUGACGUUGAAUCCCGACUCAGCAAAGCCGUGGAAGGUAUUCUGCACCAAACUAUUGUGUCACCUUGCACCAAACUUGCCGCUGGGCACCAUGGAUCCACAAUGGAUGUCCAGAGAUGAAAAUGUGAUUACGAGCUUUAACGCAGAUGCUCUCUCCUACCACGGAGCCAUGAAGGUGGGAUUCGCUGCCGUGCUGUUAAAUGCAAUGACGGGCCUGGAGAACCUCCUGCCGACCAUCACCACCCCAAUGCUGAUAAUGCACGGAGAUGCAGACAAACUGUGCAAUGUCAAGGGCUCACAACUCAUGUACGAGCUGGCAGCUAGCACAGACAAAACGCUGAAGAUCUUCGAGGAAUGUUUUCACCAGCUUCAUUUGGAGUUACCAGAAGUUGUAAAGGAAGUGUAUGAAUUAAUUCAAAGCUGGCUGAAUGAGCGGUUGCCUUCCACUAAAGAAACGGGUCAAGAUUGAAAAUGAGAAUAUAUAUGAAGGAAUUAGUUUAAUUUAUAUUAGGGUUCGAUGUUUCUGGAGGG